Messenger RNA from Pezoporus occidentalis (night parrot), 1489 nucleotides. RefSeq names its product retinoic acid receptor gamma. The record is from RefSeq and is a predicted model, not a curated record. Bases 63 to 1205 code for a protein of 380 amino acids. The transcript is spliced from 7 exons. Gene Ontology annotation, molecular function: RNA polymerase II cis-regulatory region sequence-specific DNA binding; nuclear receptor activity; nuclear glucocorticoid receptor binding. Gene Ontology annotation, biological process: cellular response to corticotropin-releasing hormone stimulus; regulation of transcription by RNA polymerase II; retinoic acid receptor signaling pathway. NCBI's taxonomy places the organism in Eukaryota, Metazoa, Chordata, Aves, Psittaciformes, Psittacidae. Gene Ontology annotation, cellular component: transcription regulator complex; nucleus.
CUGACCCCCCCUAUGUGCUCCCCCCCCCAGCCGUGGAGACCCCAAGCCGCAGUGGGGAGGAGAUGGUGCCCAGCUCGCCCUCGCCGCCCCCCCCGCCCCGCGUCUACAAGCCCUGCUUCGUCUGCAGCGACAAGUCCUCGGGGUACCACUAUGGGGUCAGCUCCUGCGAGGGCUGCAAGGGCUUCUUCCGCCGCAGCAUCCAGAAGAACAUGGUGUACACGUGCCACCGGGACAAGAACUGCCAGAUCAACAAGGUGACGCGGAACCGGUGCCAGUUCUGCCGCCUCCAGAAGUGCUUCGAGGUUGGCAUGUCCAAGGAAGCCGUUCGCAAUGACAGGAACAAGAAGAAGAAGGAGGUGAAGGAGGAGGCCACGGUUGAGAGCUACGAGCUGAGCCCCGAGCUGGAGGAGCUGGUGCAGAAGGUCAGCAAAGCCCAUCAGGAGACCUUCCCCUCGCUGUGCCAGCUGGGCAAGUACACCAUGGACGCGAGCGCUGAGCGCCGGGUGCAGCUGGACCCGGGGCUGUGGGACAAGUUCAGCGAGUUGGCCACCAAAUGCAUCAUCAAGAUCGUGGAGUUCGCCAAGCGCCUGCCCGGCUUCACGGCGCUCAGCAUGGCCGAUCAGAUCACCCUGCUCAAGGCAGCGUGCCUGGACAUCCUGAUGCUGCGGAUCUGCACGCGGUACACCCCGGAGCAGGACACGAUGACGUUCUCGGACGGGCUCACCCUGAACCGUACCCAGAUGCACAACGCCGGCUUCGGGCCCCUCACCGACCUGGUGUUCGCCUUCGCCGGGCAGCUCCUGCCCCUGCAGAUGGAUGACACCGAAACCGGGCUGCUCAGUGCCAUCUGCCUCAUCUGCGGAGACCGGCAGGACCUGGAGGAGCCGGAGCAAGUGGAGCGGCUGCAGGAGCCGCUGCUGGAGGCGCUCAAGGUGUACGCGCGGCGGCGGCGGCCGCGCCAGCCCCACAUGUUCCCGAGGAUGCUCAUGAAGAUCACGGACCUGCGAGGCAUCAGCACCAAGGGCGCGGAGCGAGCCAUCACGCUGAAGAUGGAGAUCCCGGGGCCGAUGCCCCCCCUCAUCCGGGAGAUGCUGGAGAACCCUGAGAUGUUCCAGGAGGAGGAGGAGGAAGGGGGGGGGCAGCCCCCUCCGGAUCCCCCCCCGGCCCAGGACAGCCCCCCCGGGCCCCCCUCUUCCUCCCCAUAGCUUCCCCCCGCCACCAACCCGCUCGGGGGUGGGGGGGGGCAUUGUGUGUCCCCCCCUCUCCAUGGGUUGGACAUUCACAACAGCCUUCCAGGGCCCCCCCCCUUUGCUCCGGGGGGGGGGGAACCCCAACUGUGCCCCCCCCCAAAUGUGGGGGGGCUCCAGAGACUGAUGGAGCCGCGCGGGGGGGACCCCGCGGCACAGCUAUUGCCUUAAGCUGGGGGGCCCGGGGGGGCCCCCCCACCCCAACCUCAGCUUCACGCCAAAGCCCCCCCCCCUCCCAGCCC